AGAGGCAAAGAUAAGAAAGCAGUAUAACAAAACCAUUUUCUAUCCAUUUAUCCAUCAGGCCACACUAACCCACCCAUGGCUUCCUCAUCUCUCUCCAAUUUCUUAUCUCUCUUCAUGCCCUCAAAACCCUCCCCAUCUCCCCCUAAACUCCCUCCUUCCCACCUCUCUCUCUCCACAGACUCAUCUGCUUUGAAACAAAAAGAGCCCCUGACCCCACUGAUCUCCAACUCAUGCCCCUCUAACGAAUUGAUGUCCGUGGUUUGCCCCUCUCUGCUUUACUCAAACACCCUUUUCUUCAGAUCAGCUUAUAAUGUUCAGGUCAUUGUGGAUGAUAAUGAGCCUGAAGAGAAGCUUUUGGGUAGGUUCAGGAGGGAAGUCAUGAGGGCUGGGAUCAUUCAGGAGUGUAAGAGGAGGAAGUAUCAUGAGAAUAAACAGGAUGAGAAGAAGCGAAAGACCCGAGAAGCUGCUAAGCGCAAUCGACGAAGGCGUACCCCAUUUCGAGCUGGGCCUCCAGAGAGGGUGGAUACUGCUAAGAGCAGCAAGAAGGAAGAAGAUGAGGACAACUGGGAACUUCCUCAAGGGGGCCUUCCCGGUUGAAUACAUCCACAAUAAUUUACUCUAUAAGAUUGUUUAGUACCCUUGAACAGGCUUAUGCCAAAUGUAAGUGUUACCUGAUGUCAUGUUAAUUAAGGAUUGCCUCGGUGUCCUUUUUGAAUUAGUAAAUGAGGGAAUGACUUUGCUUUCUUGCUUUA
Molecule: messenger RNA, 752 nt
Organism: Daucus carota subsp. sativus
Lineage: Eukaryota; Viridiplantae; Streptophyta; Magnoliopsida; Apiales; Apiaceae
Product: small ribosomal subunit protein bS21c
Exons: 2
Coding region: 76-597 (173 amino acids)
Biological process (GO): translation
Cellular component (GO): ribosome
Molecular function (GO): structural constituent of ribosome
Source: RefSeq, a predicted model, not a curated record